Daldinia loculata is the source of this 2919-nucleotide messenger RNA. RefSeq names its product TMP-TENI-domain-containing protein. Bases 1 to 2919 code for a protein of 972 amino acids. The record is from RefSeq and is a predicted model, not a curated record. The transcript is spliced from 7 exons. NCBI's taxonomy places the organism in Eukaryota, Fungi, Ascomycota, Sordariomycetes, Xylariales, Hypoxylaceae. Gene Ontology annotation, biological process: thiamine biosynthetic process. Gene Ontology annotation, molecular function: ATP binding; thiamine-phosphate diphosphorylase activity; magnesium ion binding. Gene Ontology annotation, cellular component: cytoplasm.
AUGGACGUCAAGCAGAUGCAGAUGAUACAGAAUAACCACGCCGAACGAAUUUCUCGGUUGGAGAAGCACCAAGCUAACGAUGCCGCGAUCAAAUCCGUUUGGAAUUCGCCGUUUCCCAGCGCUCUAAGCGGACCACUCCAGAUGCCUCCAAACGAAAUUUUUGACGAUUUUGAGGAGCAGGGCCAGAGCCUUCUGGGAAGUUUGCACUUGGAUGCUGAAGAUGAACCGGCAAGGCGCGGCGCGGCUUCUAGAGCGAAUAGUGUUCGCUUCGAUGAGAGUGCUCUCCAGGGUUCGAGCUGGGCGCAAAAUGGUCGCCAUUCAGGCGACUUUGGUCCAAUCAGACCCGGCAGCGGCCUUGGCAACCACAACAUGAUGGAACGCUCUCUGUCUCACAAGUCGGAUGGCAGGCAUAGCUCUGCCGGCCAUUCGGUCCACUCUCACCAUUCCAUUGCCUCCGGACGCGGAAGUAGCUUAGGUAUAGACACUACGUUUACACCCGCCGGCCAAGAUGACGAUUCUCCGAUUGGGAUUCCAGAGCCGCCGCCGAGCCUGUUUGUGUUGGGUUCCGUGCCUUCAAUUAUCCGAUGCUGGCUAGCUCCUAAUUUUGCGCACGACACCCUACUUUACGCAGUCGUGUGCACCGGGUCGCAGAAGUCGGUUGUCGAAUUUUCUCUGAUCAAAGAAUUAGACUUGACACGUGAUAUUCAUCGCGAUUUAGAUGGUGUUCACCGAAUCCGUUUACCCGUGUACUUGACAGAGGCAACCGUAUCGCAACCGAGUUCUCGAGGAAUGAGUCCAGCUCCGCAGAUACCGAGUUUGACGUGCACGUUCGAAGUAGCAGGGGUAGAUCUGCCCGACAAUAUCGAAGCCAAAAAGACUAUCCGCACCUUCAUUGGUAGCGAGGCACUGAGAGAGCAUUGCGCCGAUAUUCUGUUCUCGCAGAAUCGUAUGACACUGUACAGUAGCGAACGUGAGAAACUGUCUGUACCCUUCGUCCGCCCCGAAGAUAGUGGAAUCUUCAAGCAUAUUCGUACGAUGGCUAUCUUCCCCGAGAAACCGAAGUUGAACGCCACAGCGCGCCCAUUUGUCUUGGGCGAAGCCAAGUCACAAGCGACCACGGCCACGGAGUCUGACAGAGCCCAGACGAGAGAAGUGCAUGGCGAGGAUGAUGCCCGAGCGCUUGCAUCGCCAUCUUCGGAACUAGCGAGCCAGCAGGCCGCAACUGCCGGGGCAAGUAGCAUAUCAGAAAGCGGCGGUGAAAGUGAGAGGCACUACAAAGAGAUGAGUAGCUCGGAGUCGGGUACGAAGGAGCCCCAAGUUCAGCCGAAUGAUACACCAAUCAUGAAAAUGCCGAAGCACGAGGUCGAUUACUCGUUAUAUUUGGUGACAGACUCGACGCCCGCCAUCCUCGGCGAUGCGGAUCUAUGCGAGGUAGUCGAAGCUGCUCUAAAGGGUGGCGUCACAUGUGUUCAAUACAGGGACAAGACUAGUGACACAGGUGUACUGGUAUCAACGGGCCGAAAGCUACACCAGAUCACCAAGAAGUACAAUAUUCCGCUACUCAUCAACGAUCGCAUAGAUGUUGUGCUUGCGGUCGGUUGCGAGGGCGUGCAUAUCGGGCAGGAUGAUCUUGAUCUACCGACAGCUAGAAAGAUCCUAGGAGAAGACGCUAUCAUUGGCGUUACCGUGAGCAACAUUGCUGAAGUAGAGUCCGCAGCUAAAGGAGGCGCUGAUUAUUUGGGGAUUGGGACUGUGUUCGCUACAUCUACAAAGGAAAAUACGAAGAGUAUUAUCGGAGUGGAAGGCCUCCAGGAAAUUCUACUUAGGAUCGCAGCCGAGAACUGGUCCGUAAAGACGGUAUGCAUUGGCGGCAUCAAUGCAUCCAACGUAUCACGUGUAGUAUGGCAGAGCUCCGGAAAGGGGAAGUCGCUUGACGGCGUUGCAGUCGUGAGCGCUAUUAUGGCAGCCCGAGACCCGGAGGCAGCUUCGAGUGAACUCCUCCAGCUAGUCAAAUCACCGCCUGCAUUCGCAAAAUACGGCGUGACUCCAGGCCAGCAGACGAGAUCGCCCCAGGAGCUGCUUGCUCUCGUGCCGUAUAUUAUUAAAGCCGUCAACAGCAAGAAACCGCUCUCUCAUAAUAUGACCAAUCUGGUCGUCCAGAACUUCGCUGCCAAUGUUGCGCUGAGUGUGGGCGCCAGCCCUAUCAUGGCGAAUUACGGCGAAGAGGCUAAGGAUUUGGCGAAGCUGGGGGGUGCGCUGGUUAUUAAUAUGGGCACGGUUACGCCGGAUGGGUUGACGAAUUAUUUGAAGGCUCUUAAGGCAUAUAAUGAUGCUGGACAGCCCGUUGUGUAUGAUCCUGUGGGUGCCGGCGCAACCGCUAUAAGACGAUCGGCCGUCAAGACUAUCCUUGGCGGUGGCUACGUUGACGUCCUCAAAGGGAACCAAUCGGAGAUCCUGUCUUGCGUUCCCGGAGGAUCCAACGUUCAACAACGAGGCGUGGACAGCGGCCCCGGCAACCAAAACCUCCAGGAGCUAGGAUCCGUGAUUCAGGAACUGGCCCGGCUCCGAAGACAUGUCGUUGUGAUGACCGGGAAGACGGAUCUAGUGACGGCCGGGGAGUCAGUGUUCGCGAUUGAGAACGGCCACGAGUACCUAGGAAUGGUUACGGGCACAGGGUGCUGCUUAGGCACAGCCAUCUCAGCUGCAGUCGCAGCGCACCGCAACGACAAGCUCGCCGCGACUAUAUCCGCGAUAUUGCAGUACGGCAUUGCGGCGGAGCUGGCAGCGGAGAGGCCGGAUGUUAAGGGUCCGGGCACGUUUGUCCCGGCGUUUAUUGAUGAGUUGUAUAAUGUGAGGAAAGCUACGGUUAAGGGAGAUAUGGAGUGGUUGAAGAGGGCUAAGGUUACGGUGGUAUCUUGA